ACGACUUGGACAUGCAGUGGCCACCUCUUCGCUUUUCACUACCACGCUUGUCUUUUGGCCCAUUAACCUUACCAGACUGCUCCAUUUGCUAAGAGAACUUAGUAUUGUUGUGGAUAAAGCUUUGCAUCCGUCCUCGUCGGCAGCCAUCGGCGCUUGUGCUACCAAAUUGAAAAGAACAAUGGCGCACAUGGGAGGAUAUACAAGCUGCUCUUGUUCUUCCUGUUCAUGUCCCCUCGCUCCUCUCAGCUCUCUCACCACUUUCAAUUCCCUCUCUGAGCUGUGACCUUGGCUUGGUGCUCACCCCGAAUGCUGCUAAAGAAAAUGACUACUAGGCUCACGAACCUGCGGACUAGCAAAUCAACGGCGGGACCUUCGUCUCCAUCUCCGUCUUCAUCUAUGAAUUCCUCCUUGCCUUAUUCCUCGCUAGAGCAGCGCUCCUCCAUAUCUACCCAACGAACAUCUCUUACGAACUGGGGUAAAGGACAAAUAGAAGUCCCGGAAAUCCCAAGAAUUCCUGGGGGUAUCCAGCGACCGAAAGGCUCGUAUCGGCUAACGGACUUUCUUAUACUUCGUACUCUGGGCACAGGCAGCUUCGGGCGGGUACAUCUAGUUCGCAGUAAACACAACGCCCGCUUCUAUGCGAUCAAAGUCCUCAGCAAGGAGAAGAUCGUUCGCACGAAGCAGGUCAUGCAUACCCGUAACGAACAGGGAAUGCUCUCACAAGUACAGCAUCCCUUUAUCAUCAACCUUUGGGGGAGCUUCCAAGAUCACACGAAUCUCUACAUGGUGAUGGACUUUGUCCCUGGUGGCGAGCUCUUCACUCUGUUACGAAGAUCGAAUCGAUUUCCGGAUCCAGUAGCGAAGUUUUACGCUGCAGAAGUUGCGCUGGCUCUCAACUAUCUGCACUCCCUUCAUGUCAUCUACCGCGACCUCAAACCCGAGAACAUCCUUCUCAACUUUGACGGUCACAUCAAAAUCGCGGACUUUGGGUUCGCAAAAUACUGCGAGAAUGUCUCGUGGACCCUUUGUGGUACACCAGACUAUCUUGCACCAGAGAUCAUCGCAAACGCGCGGUACAACAACUCCGUUGACUGGUAUGCCCUGGGUGUCCUCAUCUUUGAAAUGCUCUCUGGUCUUCCUCCCUUCCAUGAACCUGACGCGAACCCUGUCACCCUCUACGAAAAGAUAUCUACAGGCCCCACAUGCAUUAAAUGGCCUGCCUUCAACCCGAAUGCGACUGAUCUCAUCUUGAAGUUCAUGGAGAGAGAUCCAAGUAAGCGGUACGGCAACUUGAGAAACGGAGCUGGGGAUGUGUUUGCGCAUCCAUGGUUUAGGGAGGUGGAUUGGGAACGUUUGAAAAAUAGGGAAAUCCAGGCUCCGUAUCUGCCUAAGAUUAAUGGGGAUGGAGACGCGAGCGCGUUUGAGAGAUACCCAGAAGACAAUGCAGCAGAAGCGUAUGGUCUUCCAGCUGAAGAUCCUCAUGGACUUUUGUUCCCCGAUUUCGACUAUACCGCGCCAAGAUGACCGCUUCUUUAUAUGGAUAUCCUCAUACGUAUACCCUUCUUGCGUCUCGGACACAUUUCUUGCGGGUUCUUUGAUUAUUGGGUAUUUGCAUCACCUUGUGUAAAAUAUGAUGUAUGUACAACUUCGAUGGGGAGCAUCACAGUGUUGUAUCGUAUGUUAAUCAAGAAAUCUUCCUAGCCUGGUAAAGGUCUUGAAACCAUUGCAGUAAAUGCUAUACGGCAUCUGCCUUGGUGAUAUGUCGAUAGCACAUAUCAUCAGCGC
Molecule: messenger RNA, 1785 nt
Organism: Somion occarium
Lineage: Eukaryota; Fungi; Basidiomycota; Agaricomycetes; Polyporales; Cerrenaceae
Source: the annotation of a GenBank genome assembly